AUGACGCAGCGAGGGAAAACCAAACUUGGCCAGGGAAACUCACCGCGGAACGACACACCGCGGCAGCCAGAAAACAACGAGGUAACAGGUCUGGAGGUGGGCACUACCUAUGUGUUCAGAGUGCGUGCAGUCAAUGCUGCAGGAGUGGUUAUGGCCUCAAUGGCCUCUGACCCUGUGACUGCCAAGGCCGUGGCAGGUUCCCAGGAGGUGUCCUGUGUGGUGGAUGAGAAGUCAGGUGACAUUGUUCUGUCAUUCGAGUCCUGCCAGAUAAACGAAGGCUCCAAGUUCAUCUGGAAGAAAGAUUAUAAAGAAAUCACAGAUUUCUCUAAAGGGGUAGUGAUUAAAUCUGAGGGCACCCACUCUAAGCUGAUCUUCAAGAACCCAGAUAAGGAAGACUUUGGGACGUAUUCUGUUUCUGUCACAAACACAGAGGGAGUGUCAUCCAGCUACACAAUCUCUAAUGAAGAGUUGCCCAACAAGAUGGGUCAUGACGUCGCUACAGGGAUCAUUGAGUUCAUCAUGGAUCAUUUCACUGAGGAGAAUGAGGGGACAUAUACCUGCCAGAUCACAGAUGGAGGAGGAAAGGCACAGAGCUCACUGGUUCUGAUUGGAAAUGGAUUUCCAGAGGAGAGAGAGUACAUCAGAGUCAAAGAGGGCCCCCACUUUAGUGAGUUUCUAUCACUUCAGAUUGGGGAUGACUGCUCUGUCACUUUGGUCUGCAAGGUUGCUAACUUGAAGAAGGAAUCAGUGUUUCACUGGUUUAGAGAAGACACGGAGAUCAUCCCGGAUGUAAAACCUGACCUGGGAUCAGGAGUCUGUAAACUGCCAAUUAAAGAGUUUUCAAUGAAGACAGCAGGAAUUUACAAAGCCACCAUCAGCGAUGACAGAGGAAAAGAUAUGAGCCAAAUAAACAUUUCUGGAAAAGUCUUUGACGAUGCCAUAAACAAGCUCAGCCAACUGGCUGGAGCCAGUGCAGCAGAGCUUGUGAUAAACUGCACAGCAACAGGCAUUCAGCUGCAGUGUCACAUGAAGUAUUACACCUUAGAGAUGAACAUCACCUGGUAUAAUGGUUGGAAGCAAGAGGUCGGCAUGACAUUAGCGAGGCAUGUAAACAUGAUUUUCAUUUACCUGACUCGCUCAAAAAUAACCCCCCACCACACAAACACACACACUAACCUCUCUUUUCUUCUCCUCGGUGAGACUAAACUCUCCCACAGUGACAAGAUUGUGAUUGGUGGAACCCCGACUAUGGCAACAAUGGAGGUAGUUGAACCAGUGGAGAAGGACAAGGGCAAGUACUCCAUUGUGAUCACUGACCCUGAAAACUCACAUAAACGCACACUGGACCUCAGCGGUGAUGGGCUGAGGCAUACGCUGAGAAGAGUGGUGGGAGGACUGCCUGAUGUGGUCACCAUUAUGGAAAAGAAGACUUUGAGUUUAACAUGUACAGUGUGUGGAGACCCCAAACCUCAGGUGUCAUGGCUGAAGAACGGAUCAGAAGUCGAGCCUGAUGAUCAGUAUGUGGUCUCCCUGGACCAGGGCAAGUUUGCCAGUCUGACGAUCAAAGGCGUUUCCAUGGAGGAUUCUGGCAGAUAUACCAUGAUUGUCCAGAAUAAAUAUGGAGGAGAGUCUGUGGAUAUAGUGGUCAGUGUGUAUCGCCAUGGGGAGAAAAUCCCUGAGGCAAAACCAACUCUGACCCCUAAAACAAUCAUCCCACCUAAAUUACCAAUCGAGAUCCCUCAGCCUAAGACCCAGCCUGCUCCGAGCGCUGCCCCUUCAACUCCUAGCCCUGCCGCUCCUAAGGCAGCACUGGGAAGAGGGGUGAAGAGUCCUACUCCAAGUCGGAGGAAGUGAAAAGCAAGGCAGAAGAAACACAAUCACUGGUGCACAAUUAGACCACACAUAGCUGAGAAGCCUUUAUUGGUGUUCUCUAUCUGGAUUGAAAUGGAGCUAAUACUCUUUCCAUUAAAUUAGAGCGUCAAGAAAACCCUGACAUAUGAAAUAAAUCUUGCAAUUGUGAUGGAAAGCAAAAAAUAAUUUCAAUGUGAAAUCAUUGUAUAAAAUCAGCAAAAUUAUACUAGAAUAAUAAAAAGCUAGGCACUAUCUAAACAUGAGGAAAUUAGAAAUUAAUUGAAAUGAACUUGAAUAAAGCUACAAAUUGAAUAAAACUUGAAGAAAGAGUGAAAUGUGUUUUAAAUUCAUUCUUGAAGUGCACAAAUGACACCGCAUGCAGUAUAAUCAAAUAUUAAAUGGCUUGCAAAUUACAGGAACAUUGCCCAAAGUUAACUGACUUGAAGCUUCGAUGCACCUUGGCAUUGUGGAACAAUAUUUCGUAUUUAUCAUAGUUAGGGGGAGUUUAACAUGUUAGUCAAAACAAAAUUGGGUUAAAGUCUAGUAAGUACAAAUCCCAAAGGAGACCAGUAAACAUUAAUUUCAAAUCAAAUCAAAUCACUUUUAUUGUCACAUCACAUGUGCAGGUACACUGGUACAGUACAUGCGAGUGAAAUUCUUGUGUGCGAGCUUCACAAGCAACAGAGUUGUGCAAAAUACAAUAACGUAAAACAAGCAAAAUAUAAAAAUGGCUAAUCUAAAAAGUAAUAAAUAUAUGUACAAUAUGUAAAGGUAUAUACAUUACUGAAUGUGUAUACUAAAUAUGUUUUUCUACAUGUGUGUGUUUGAGUGUGUAUAUAGUGUGUAUAUACAUGUA
Pelmatolapia mariae (spotted tilapia) is the source of this 2707-nucleotide messenger RNA. RefSeq names its product M-protein, striated muscle-like. Gene Ontology annotation, molecular function: protein binding. The coding region runs from base 1 to 1854 and encodes 617 amino acids. The transcript is spliced from 22 exons. The record is from RefSeq and is a predicted model, not a curated record. NCBI's taxonomy places the organism in Eukaryota, Metazoa, Chordata, Actinopteri, Cichliformes, Cichlidae.